This is a messenger RNA of Galeopterus variegatus (Sunda flying lemur), 2555 nucleotides long. Its product is annotated as eukaryotic translation initiation factor 3 subunit A-like. NCBI's taxonomy places the organism in Eukaryota, Metazoa, Chordata, Mammalia, Dermoptera, Cynocephalidae. The transcript has 10 exons. Gene Ontology annotation, cellular component: eukaryotic translation initiation factor 3 complex, eIF3m; multi-eIF complex; eukaryotic translation initiation factor 3 complex, eIF3e. Gene Ontology annotation, biological process: formation of cytoplasmic translation initiation complex; translation reinitiation. Gene Ontology annotation, molecular function: translation initiation factor activity; mRNA binding. The record is from RefSeq and is a predicted model, not a curated record. Bases 1 to 1548 code for a protein of 515 amino acids.
AUGAAUCUGGGCAAACUAUUAUUACUAACCCUAUGUUUUUUGCAGGUGGCACAGAUUUAUCAGAGCAUUGAGUUUUCUCGUUUGACUUCUCUGGUUCCUUUUGUUGAUGCUUUCCAACUGGAACGGGCCAUAGUCGAUGCAGCCAGGCACUGUGACCUGCAGGUUCGUAUUGACCACACUUCUCGGACCCUGAGUUUUGGCUCCGAUUUGAAUUAUGCUACACGAGAAGAUGCUCCAAUUGGUCCUCAUUUGCAAAGCAUGCCUUCAGAACAGAUAAGAAAUCAGCUGACAGCCAUGUCCUCAGUACUUGCAAAAGCACUUGAAGUCAUUAAGCCAGCGCAUAUUCUGCAAGAGAAAGAAGAACAGCAUCAGUUGGCUGUUACUGCAUACCUUAAAAAUUCACGAAAAGAGCAUCAACGUAUCUUGGCUCGCCGUCAGACAAUUGAGGAAAGGAAAGAGCGGCUUGAGAGUCUGAAUAUUCAACGUGAGAAAGAAGAAUUGGAACAGAGGGAAGCAGAACUCCAGAAAGUACGGAAAGCUGAAGAAGAGAGGCUGCGCCAGGAGGCAAAGGAGAGAGAGAAGGAGCGUAUCUUGCAGGAACAUGAACAAAUCAAAAAGAAAACAGUUCGUGAGCGUUUGGAGCAGAUCAAGAAAACGGAACUGGGUGCCAAAGCCUUCAAAGAUAUUGACAUUGAAGACCUUGAAGAAUUGGAUCCAGAUUUUAUCAUGGCUAAACAGGUUGAACAACUGGAGAAGGAAAAGAAGGAACUUCAAGAACGCCUAAAGAAUCAAGAAAAGAAGAUUGACUAUUUUGAAAGAGCUAAACGUCUGGAAGAAAUUCCAUUGAUAAAGAGUGCUUAUGAGGAACAGAGAAUUAAAGACAUGGAUCUGUGGGAACAACAAGAAGAAGAAAGAAUUACUACUAUGCAGCUAGAACGUGAAAAAGCUCUUGAACAUAAGAAUCGUAUGUCACGAAUGCUGGAAGACAGAGAUUUAUUUGUAAUGCGACUCAAAGCUGCACGGCAGUCUGUUUAUGAGGACUCUCGUUGGGGAGAUAGAGAUUCGGAAGGCACAUGGAGAAAAGCACCUGAAGCAGAUUCCGAGUGGAGAAGGGGCCCACCAGAGAAGGAUGAAGGUGGCUGGAGAAGAGGGCCAGCUGAGGAGUCUUCGAGCUGGAGAGAUUCGAGUCGCCGUGAUGAUAGGGAUAGGGAUGACCGCCGUCGUGAGAGAGAUGAUCGACGUGAUCUAAGAGAAAGGCGUGAUCUAAGAGAUGACAGAGACCGGCGAGGACCUCUUCUCAGAUCAGAACGUGAUGAAGUAAGUUCUUGGAGACGUGCUGAUGACAGGAAAGAUGACCGAGCAGAAGAGCGGGAUCCUCCUCGUCGUGUUCCUGCCCCAGCUCUUUCAAGAGAUCGAGAAAGAGACCGAGACCGGGAAAGAGAAGGUGAAAAAGAGAAGGCCUCGUGGAGAGCUGAGAAAGAUAAGGAGUCUCUUCGUCGUACUAAAAAUGAGACUGAUGAAGAUGGAUGGACCACUGUACGACGUUAAGUCUCAAGAAGAUGAGUUCAGACUCGUGUCUCACAUAGUUUUGAUCACAUUCAAGGAUUAUUAUACUUGUGCUUCAACCAAUCUAAAUUGGAUUCUUAAAUGUUGUUUCACCAUAACACAAAGAGCAUGAACUUGUAUUAAUGCUAUAUAAUAGGUUGAUCAUGCACUGUAUCCACAGAAAGUUGGAAAAUUAUGCCAUUUUCUGGAAUUUAAGGUGUUGCAUUAUUUCAUCAAUUAUUUGUUUACAAAAAAGAAAAACUAAAAAAUAAAUUUAAAAUGUGAACCCUUCAAGUAUUGAGUAACACCUGUAUCUCAGUAUAGAACUGAUCUUUUUUCCUUUUGAUUUUGAAAUAUCUGAUAUUAAGUUGGAUUGCCGUAAGGUUCUGUUAAAGAAAAUGUUUAAGAACACCGUUUAAAGCAGUGGAUCUGAAAGUUUUCACACCAUUAGCAGUUGAAACAUACCUCUUUGGAUAUUUUGAGGUAUUUACUAUUAACUAAGUUUAGAAAGUUUUUAGAAUCACUAUAAGUGCAGUAAACAUUACAAGCAUUGGAUACUACAGUGGAAUUUUCUGUAGAUUUUACUUGAGAGAAGAGUAUAAAGUAAUUUGCAGUUGUAACUGUAACGACAAGAAUACUGUUCAAGUGUGAAUCCAAAACAGUACAGCUUUUAAAUUUUAAAGCAUUUGGUAAACUAUUGCUGAGUUUUUUCUGUUGCCAUUAGCAAACUGCUUUUCCAUUAAUGGAGAAUUCAUGCCUUUCAAGCAUUUUAAAUAUGACAAUAUUUAUAAAUGUAUGAUUUGGAGGGAUUGUUUAAAUUCUUUUUCCUAAUUUUCUUUCUCUUCAGGAUAGAUUCUUUUCAACAAGUAAUUUGUAGUAAUGACUGUGUUGACUUCAAUUUUGGAGUGUAGUAGCUAUGUUAAAGAUUAACUAUUGGUUUUAUUGAAGCCAACACAGAACUUGCUGCUGUGUUUUUUCCUCGGUGAUAAAUAAAAUACUUACAGAAUUUG